Molecule: messenger RNA, 849 nt
Organism: Esox lucius (northern pike)
Lineage: Eukaryota; Metazoa; Chordata; Actinopteri; Esociformes; Esocidae
Gene: slc26a6.1
Product: solute carrier family 26 member 6
Biological process (GO): transmembrane transport
Cellular component (GO): membrane
Molecular function (GO): chloride transmembrane transporter activity; sulfate transmembrane transporter activity; bicarbonate transmembrane transporter activity
Source: RefSeq, a predicted model, not a curated record
AUGUUGAGAGCAGGGCUGUCUCAGCCCCUGGUGGGAGACUACACCACCGGAGCAGCUCUUCACAUCUCCAUCUACCAGCUAACCCUUCUCCUUGGCACCCCCGCCCGAAGACACAGUGGCUUCCUGGCGGUAGGCAGGGUGCUGGUCGAGGUGCUAUCUAACAUGACUGACGCAACGCCCGGGACGCUGCUUGUCGCCGCCAUCUCCAUGGUGAUCCUGGUGGGAGGCAAGAUGGUGAAUCGACGCCUCAAGACCAAGUUACCCAUGCCCAUUCCAUGGGAGCUGCUGCUGUUGGAAUUGUCAGUUCAACACAGCGUCCAGGGAGUGGGAGCCAUCCUUACCAGUGUGUCCCCACCAACCAUCCCCUCUGUUUGUUCCUGCUCUGUCCUUGGCUGUGGUGGUAGGAUUUUGGGUAGGAUGUUUGCAAACAAACACGGGUACACCAUGAACAGCAACCAGGACCUGUUGGCAAUUGGACUCUGCAACACAAUUGGAGGGAUGUUCCAUUGUUUUGCUGUCAGUUGCUCUUUGUCACGCAGUACAGUCCAAGAGAGUGUCGGGGGGAAAACUCAGGUGGCGGGGCUUCUGUCUGCUUUGAUGAUGCUCAGCAUCCUGCUGAAGAUUGAACAUCUCUUUGAAAAGCUACCAAAAGCGGUGUUAGCAGGAAUAAUUCUGGUAAAUCUGCAUGGGAUUCGGGAUGUGCCAGUGCUCUGGGCUUUUGACCGCUUGGACCUGCUAGUGUGGGUGGCAACCCUAUUAUUCACCUUGUUGUUCAACCUGGAUCUUGGCCUUGCUGCUGAUGUGGCCUUCUCACUGAUCACUGUUGUCUAUAGGACUCAACUGAGUUAA